AUGAGUACUGAUGCCACGAUUCCGUCGUCACUUGCUUCGACUUCGCAGAGCUGGAAUUGGGUGAGUCGAUUUCAACAUAACAACAAGUCCAGUGAUGACAAUGUAGCACAUUCCAAUGGCUCUAAGUCUAUACAGAGCCAAUACAAUACAACGUCCAAACCAUUAUUACUCAACCGGCCACCGACUAGUACACAAUCUGAGACAAAACGACACAAAACAAUUUCUACCGUCACUGAACGUAUUAAACCUGUCAAAUCUAAUGUCGAAACGGUAGAAGAAUUUUCACAGGUACGGAUCACCGACCGUACUAUCUCGAUCGAAUCAUUGCGCCAAGAGAUGGAAGGACGUCAGUUUAUCAAGCUCCAGCAGAUGGAUCGUGUUCCUAGAGAUACAUUUACUAACGGAAGUGUGGACUGGGUGACAAUUGGUGUCUUGACACGAAAGACACUGUCGAAGCCAACAGCCAAUGGAUCCACAUUCAUGGUGUGGGGAUUGUCGGACCUGGACGGAACGGAAUUGGGGCUUUUUCUUUUUGGAGACGCCUAUGUAAGUCAUUGGAAAGAGAUGACAGGUUCAGUUAUGGCAGUUCUCAAUGCAACCCUUUUGCCUGCUACGGAAAAAAACAAGUUUGCAUUCAAAGUUACGCAAUCAGCAGAAAUUGUGAAGCUGGGCAAGGCCGUGGAUUUUGGUAUUUGUAAAGGAACUACUGCUGGAGAAGCACGCUGUCGGCUUGCAGUCAACACGGCAAAGACUCAGUAUUGUUUGCAUCAUAUUGCAGCAAAUUUUAUGCAGGCAGGACGAGGACGUCAACAACUGAAUAACUCGUCGGGUAGCCUGUGUAAAGCUCUUUUUACAGGACUUGCGCAACCGAAGAAUUUGUCGGCUGGAGUGUAUGCAUCGGUCCCAUCAAAAUCCAGCAAGGCUGGAUGGAACCCACAAAAUACCAGGAAACGGCAGUGGAAUGAUGUAGGUAAUGGCGUUCUGGGCGUGCCCACCAUUUUGACAGCAUCAGGCGUUGUGGUCCAGCAAGGAAGAACACGUCCAACACAUUCGACGAACUCGAGCAGUACUUCCAGUGAAAAACAACAGGGCACCAUAAGUCUCAUGGAUCAACUUCGAGAGCCGUCGAUGUCUAUCAGUUCUACUCCUAAACGAAUAAACGCGGGAUCAGCAAAUGGAAAUCGACCCUCAAGUCGAGCGCAGAAAAUUGUAUCGGCAAUACUUGCAAAGAAUGGGAAUAUGCGCACACAGUCUAAGACAAGGAAGGUGAAUAUGAUUCACUUCAUGAAUGCUGGGUCUCACGUGAAGAAGUGA
This is a messenger RNA of Peronospora belbahrii, 1314 nucleotides long. The record is from the annotation of a GenBank genome assembly. Lineage: Eukaryota; Oomycota; Peronosporomycetes; Peronosporales; Peronosporaceae.